GUAGAACAAAACUGUGGACUUCCAUGGCGGAAGGGAAAUGAAGAAGCCGAUCGUUCUCUUCAUAGUCGCCAUUAACGCCGCCGUCCUCCUUACAUUUCUCUCCCGAAAUAACCCAUCAUCGCCUUCUCCGCGACCUCGCGCUGCAGCCAGUUCUAGCUCCAUCUCCAUGGCUCGAAGCUUCAUACUGUGGCUCCACGGGUUAGGCGACUCCGGCCCCGCGAAUGAGCCCAUCAAGACCCUCUUCACUUCCCCUGAGUUCAGAACCACCAAAUGGUCCUUCCCCUCCGCCCCUUCCAGCCCUGUCACCUGUAACUAUGGGGCUGUCAUGCCGUCGUGGUUUGAUAUUCAUGAGAUUCCGGUGACUGCUGAUUCUCCCAAGGAUGAAACUAGUCUGCUCAAAGCAGUCAAGAACGUGCAUGCAAUGAUCGACAAAGAGAUAUCUGCUGGCGCAGAUCCCAGCAACGUGUUUGUCUGCGGAUUUAGUCAAGGAGGAGCAUUAACCUUGACCAGUGUCCUGCUUUACCCAAAAACCCUUGGCGGGGGUGCAGUUUUUAGCGGAUGGGUUCCUUUUAAUUCUUCCUUUCUCGAACAAAUCUCCCCUGAUGGGAGGAAGACUCCCAUAUUGUGGUCACAUGGGAUGGCUGAUAGGACAGUGCUGUUCGAAGCAGGGCAAGCGGGCCCUCCUUUCCUUGAAAAAGCAGGCGUGAGCUGCGAGUUUAAGGCUUAUCCUGGACUUGGCCAUUCAAUUAGCAAUGAGGAACUUCGGUACUUGGAGUCAUGGAUUAAAGCUCGUAUGCAGAGCUCUUCAUAGCAGGCCCCAUAUUUACUAGAUUACUACUGUUUCCACCCAUAUGGGCUAUGCAUGGAAAUAUUCUUGAAGCUAUCACUUGAUGAAAUGAAAGAUGGAUUCAGCAUUCUGGAAGUGUGUGUUAUUGCCAGAGUAACUAGGGGAAAAUGAUUCCUUGUAAGCGAGCGUCACCAUGUACCAAUGAGUGUUUCAGAUAGGCACUGUGAUUUAUUCCGUUCAUGUUCAUCUCAAUACGGACAAAUGUUUUGUCCUUUCCAAUUUUCUUUUGGUCCCAAGUUCGUUUUCAAAUAAAAAUUCAAGAAUCUCAUUCUUCUCAA
This is a messenger RNA of Punica granatum (pomegranate), 1125 nucleotides long. NCBI's taxonomy places the organism in Eukaryota, Viridiplantae, Streptophyta, Magnoliopsida, Myrtales, Lythraceae. The record is from RefSeq and is a predicted model, not a curated record.